Messenger RNA from Entrophospora candida, 437 nucleotides. Lineage: Eukaryota; Fungi; Glomeromycota; Glomeromycetes; Entrophosporales; Entrophosporaceae. The record is from the annotation of a GenBank genome assembly.
GUGGUGGUGGUGGUGAACCAUCAUCACGUCAAAUACAACAUCGUGAACUUUAUCAACGUAUGAAUUUUCUAUAUCAGGCAGCAACACUUAUGACCGCUACAUCAACUUCCAAUAAUUCUUCAAUAGUUUCAAAUGAUAAUAAUAAAUUGGCAUCGGUUGGUAGAUUUUAUAUUAAUACAAUGAAAACUAUUGGUAAAAAACAAGUUAUAAGAAUGGAUCCAUCUGUAAAAAGAACAUUAUGUAAAAAGUGUGAAACCUUACUUUUGCCAAGUAUCACUUCACAUGUAAGAAUUAAAUCUUGUCCAGAACCAGGACUACAGAUAACAUGUAAAUAUUGUAAUGCCAAGAAAAAAUUCCCAACACAUAAAGACCUCAAAUUAGAUUCAGAAAAGCCUGAAAAUAUUAUUGAAACAGCAACUAAAAAGGACAAUGAAUAA